CAAACAACUACACAGAAAAUAUUACCAAAAUCUCUUUCAUUUUGUUGUGAAUAAACAUAUGACAAUGAUAAGUAGUCUAUUAAGAUUGGGUAGAAGACAACUUCACACAAUAGUCUCAACAGAAUUCAUCAAACCAUCUUUUCCAACCCCUUCUCACCUCAAAACUUACAAUCUUUCGGUUUAUGAUCAAUACAUUCCAAGCUCAUUUGCGCCGCUAAUUACAUUCUACCCAAAAAACACAUGCAUUUAUCAAAAUUCACAUGAUCAAAUGCAUGACCUCAAGACUUCAUUAUCCCAUACAUUAACAAAAUAUUACCCUUUUGCUGGUAGAUAUGCGAAAACUGCACCAACCUAUGUAGAUUGCAACGAUCAUGGAGCCGAGUUCAUUGAAGCAUCCAUUGAUAGUACCCUCUCAAACUUCCUCCAAACCUCACAGCUUGAAAAUUUUGACCGGUUAUUUCCAUAUGAAAGAACUUGGUACCACUCAGACCGUGGUGAUCAAAGCGACGACACUGUGAUCCCACUUGCAAUUAAGGUAAACCAUUUUGAAUGUGGGGGAGUAGCAAUCGCAGUGUCGUUGUCCCACAAGAUAGCGGAUGCGUAUAGUUUGAUCCAAUUUUUAAGCCAUUGGGCGCGAGUUUGCUCCAAAAAGGAGACAACAUGUGUUGAGCCACACUUUAUUUCUUUUGAAAACACAAAGAUAAAUUUCUCUGAAUAUUUGCUAGAGCAAUCAAAUGAUUGUGUUACAAGGAGUUUCAUGUUCCCUAAGACAAAGAUUAAUGAGCUUAAGCUUAAAGUUAGAGCCAUGAUCAACAACCCUACUCGUGUAGAAGUUGUGACUUGGUUACUUUAUAAAUGCGCGGUGGCAGCAACUACCAAAAAUAACUUGGGUGGUUGUUUUAAGCCGACAAGCAUUUGUCUCGCGGUUAACUUAAGAGACAAAAUGAUGGAGCCAAUGCCCGAAAAUUCGAUUGGAAAUUUUCUCAAUCCGUUGGAUGUUCAGACUUGGAAUGAAAUGGAAUUGAAGCCAGAGUUGUUCAUCAGGGAACUAAGGAACCAAAAGAUGAAAAUCAAGGGUAUAAAAAAUAUCAAAGCUGUUUUUGCUCCACUUUUGAACACAUCUACUGAUUUUAAACUAGAACAGAUUCAGGAUAAAUUUGAGAAUGCUUAUAUUUGUUCAAGCAUAUGUGGAUAUCCGAUAAAUGGGAUCGAUUUUGGGUGGGGAGCGCCGAUAAAAGCAACACUUCCUGGAAAUCUAAGGAAGAAUUCCUUUCUUUUGAUGGAUUAUGCGUCCAAGGGGGAGGAGGAGGAGGGUAUUGAAGCAGUUGUGUGUCUAACAAAACAAGACAUGGAUAUUGUUCAAAGGGACCUUGAUUUUUCUUUAAGUUAAGUUGGAAUAAUACUAAAUAAUCUUUAUGGAAGAACCUAUGAAAUCUUACUAUGUUGGUGGUUUGUGUGCUUAUGUGUUAGAAACUCAUGUAUUAUACGGGAUACAUGCUUAAUGAAUGAUAUAUUAAAUAGUUA
Helianthus annuus (common sunflower) is the source of this 1524-nucleotide messenger RNA. Its product is annotated as acylsugar acyltransferase 3. NCBI's taxonomy places the organism in Eukaryota, Viridiplantae, Streptophyta, Magnoliopsida, Asterales, Asteraceae. The record is from RefSeq and is a predicted model, not a curated record. Bases 59 to 1390 code for a protein of 443 amino acids. The transcript has a single exon.